UGUCUUUACUUGUAAGCGGUCUUUCCAAAACCAAAACAGGCGAGAUAGACAGAGGCCAGCUGUGGCAGUGAUGCAAAUCAAGAACAUGGAAUAGCAACGUACCCUCAAAGUGAUUGUACACAUUAAUCUGAAUUGCUAACUGGUACUUUAGCCUACAACAUUAGACAAGAUUAUUUCAUAAACUGUAAGGAGUAGCAGUCUACUGGGGAACGGACUUGCAAGUCAGCAAAGACAAACAAUUUGAAGAUUGGCAGACUCACCUUCCCUUAAAGUGAGUUCUCAGAGAAGAAGAUGGAUGGCACUGUUGUGUUUAAUUGUUUGUUUUUCAUCUUCAUUGACUGUGGCUUGACCAGUGGUCAGCUUGACGUGGACAAAUCAAGAUAUGAUGAUGGUCGCAGAGAAUAUGAACUCAUGGUCCACAGGUCAGAAAUGCCAAGAUACGGUACAUGCUGGAAAGAUGCCAUGAUGACGAUACAAAAUGGCUGCAAGCAGCUCACAGACGAUGUCCAGGGUCGGCUAUCCUUGGCCUAUCUCAACUGUUUUCUGGAAUUUCAAGGUCGAGAUGUGUACGAGUGUGACGCCGAUCAACCAUUUCAUGAAUGUGCAAAAAAUAUGCUUGAUGUGGACCGAGGAUCAUUUACGACUUUUUUCACACACACUCAAAAUAUAUGCUAUUUUCUUCAGGCACAAGUAUGGCAUGAAGAAACGGAGAACACAAUUGGUCGACUUUCUGACAGUUCAUCACAGGUAGCAUCGAAACUAGAAGAUUCCUAUAAGCUACAGAAUCAAGUUCUCAAACAACAAGAAGAGAGUAUAAAAAAUCAAGAAAUGAUCAUGGAUAAGGCUUCAAAUUUAAGUAACAUUAUUUCCGCCUCAUCUGACGAUAUUCAUGUAAUGUUCGCAGACUUCAAAGAGACAACGCAAGAACAGCGGUUGCUCAUCACUGAUGUGUUUGACCGUGUAGCCAAGUUACAGCACAUGGUUCUAGGAGAAUUUUCCGGCUUUUAUUCGAUAGUGUUUUAUACCCUGUCGAUUCUGGUGUCAUAUCUGUUGACGUCAACUGCUAGGACGAGCAGUGCGAGGUUCUGGUUGUUUGGUCUGAUGACAAGCAAUAUGAUAGUAGAGCAGAUGAUUGUCUCCAUCAGACCUGGCUUUUUUAGAUAUAUACCAUUUCAAGACUUUGAGAACGAGGAGGAGAUGAUAUAUGGCAGCCAGCGUCUAGUUCGGCGGGUUUCUGGUCUUAUUGGGUUCUUCAUCCUCUGCUUCUCCGUCUACAACUUCCAGGACCUGAACACCAUCAACAACCAACUUCUAGUGGAGAUCCGGAGACAGAACUCGGAACUCAGGCACUGUCUCAUGGGAACAACCUCAGGUAAACCGUUACAAGGAUCGAGCAGCGACACCAAACAUAUGAUAACGCAGGGUAAAAAUGGAAUCGCAGCUGAUUCCACAACGGUAGACUCGGACUCUGCGGUGUCCAGUGGGUCAACAGGUAGUGAGGGGGAAGACUCGGACCACACGUUCAUCCUGCAGUCCAGCAGCCACUCUGAGUCGUCACACAGCUAUUUCUCCGUGAUGACCGAGAGUCUGGCCAACACCCAGAUGUCCACUCUCCACAGUGAGCUGCGAGAUCUCCGCCAGUCCACCCCUAUCAAACAACUGCCGGACAGGGUGGCAGCCUGGGUGAAGACAGGAUUCUACCCAGUUUCACCAGCAAAGGCAGCCUCGUCUUCAACCAUAGCCAAGGAAUCCAGUUUGGAAGCACCAAGAUACUAUCUUCGGCCUCGGAAACCCAUUCCAGGCAGUCCGAACCCAGCGCUCAAUGUGGAAUCGCCGAACAGCUUCUCCAAAACAGUCCGCCAUCUUGAACAAAUCACGAGGAAAAAUAGCAUCCUUGCUCGAGCUGUUUUGCGUCAAAAGAAGCAUCUACCCGACUCUUCUGAUGAAGAUUAACACAAGCCUAGUUGGUCUCCAGUGGUCUUUCAUGAAUCAUUUAAGGGAUUUUAUUGACAUUGUGAUUUUUGCUUUAUAGCGUAUCUAUUGAUAUCAAUCAUGUAUUUUUUAUGAUGAUGUCAACUGUUUCUGAUCAGGGUUCGUACAGACUUGAAAAAGCCUUGAAUUUUAUGGUCCCUCUUGAAAAGCCUUGAUUUUUAGUGUCAACCUUAAAAAGCCUUGAAAGCACCAAAAUAAGUUGAAAAGCCUUCAAAUUAUACAAAAUGAGAUUUACUUGUAUUAAAGCACACAAAAAUAUGUACCAAAGAUGUUUCAGUGAGAUUUACGACAGUGAUAGAUUUGUGUGCUAAAGACCCUGAAGAAUUCAUGACAGCCUAAAUUCAUUUUUUCGAUGGGUUAAAAAUAGAUCUUUUUUUUAAAUGUGUGAUGGUCAUACUGCUUUUUAGGUCUUGCUAUUAAUAUAUAGUAUGCUGGAUUUGAUAAAAUAUAGAGAGAUUCAGGUAAAUAACCCACCUAAAAAACCCUUCAUAAGGCCUUGGAUUUUGGUGUUCCAUAUCUGUACGAACCUUGGUAAUGCUAUGAAGAGUAACUUUGACAUAUCUACUGUUAAUUCUAUUAUUAUCAAGAAAUAGAGACAUCAUGAAAGGCUGUGAAAAACUAAUAGUUUAAGCAUUAAAUGCUUUACUGAUGAUAUAGAGAACAAUGGUUGUAAAUAUUUUUUAUUUAAUUAAAAUAUUUCAGUGGAGGAGAAUCUGUUAGAAACAUCCUUUAAUAACUGUACAUUAUAUAUUUCACAUCUUGACAAAGUGUACAGAAACAGAAUCCAGUUUUUCAUUUUGUGUUAUCCAUAUAGUUUUGUAUCAGGAGUUUGUAACAGCAGAUACAGCAGUAUUUAGGGUCUAUACUCUUGUUUUUACAGAAAAUGCAUUUACCCAAACUUUGUCAAUAUACAAAGGUUGCCAAAAAUUUCUUUAAUAAUCUGCAUGGAUGAAAAGAUUGUGUUAAAAAAAAUUCAUUUUUAGCUCACCUGGACAAAGUUACUUAACUAGGUGAGCUACAGUGCUGUUGAACUAUUUUUAUAUUUGUACCAGUGUGCUAUCAAGUAUUGUCAGUGCUCACAGAUUAUUUGUGUUGUAAAUAUGUAAAUAAAACUCAUAAACC
Molecule: messenger RNA, 3114 nt
Organism: Haliotis rufescens (red abalone)
Lineage: Eukaryota; Metazoa; Mollusca; Gastropoda; Lepetellida; Haliotidae
Exons: 8
Coding region: 292-1953 (553 amino acids)
Source: RefSeq, a predicted model, not a curated record